Molecule: messenger RNA, 1782 nt
Organism: Psilocybe cubensis
Lineage: Eukaryota; Fungi; Basidiomycota; Agaricomycetes; Agaricales; Agrocybaceae
Exons: 9
Coding region: 1-1782 (593 amino acids)
Biological process (GO): glutathione catabolic process
Cellular component (GO): fungal-type vacuole; plasma membrane
Molecular function (GO): glutathione gamma-glutamate hydrolase
Source: RefSeq, a predicted model, not a curated record
AUGGGGGUUUCUGAGGCGCUGCCUUUAGACGGUGGUCCCACCAAGUUUGAAAAUCUGCCCUUGAAUUGUUCCACUAAACCCUUGCGAUUGACUAGGCGCCGUUCGCGACUUGCGUUGCUAACCAAAUUCCUCACCAAUGCGACUCUUGUUUUCGUGUUCGUGCUCACCAUCGUUCACCGUCACGUUCUCCUUGCCGUACUUCGUUUCGACUCACCACCUUCAGCGCAAAUCAGGAACCCUGCGUAUCUCAUCCGUGCGGAUCACGGGGCAGUCGCGUCCGAGAAUCAGAGGUGUUCUGAUAUAGGGGUCGACGUGUUGAAGGAGGGUGGAAAUGCCGUUGACGCUGCUAUUGCGGCAACUUUCUGCACUGGAGUCGUGAACAUGUUCUCGUCAGGAAUUGGUGGCGGAGGAUUUAUGACCGUUCGCAUUCCUCCGAACAAUGCUUCUUCGCGUUCAGAAGUAUAUACAAUUGAUUUCCGGGAAACUGCACCGGCUUUAUCAAAUAGCACUAUGUAUGUAUCGAACCCGAAAGCCUCACAAUUUGGAGGAUUGUCUGUGGGAAUCCCUGGAGAAGUUCUUGGGCUCGAGGAAGCUCACCGCCGCUGGGGGACAAUGCCGUGGAAGCGUUUGGUUGCGCCAAGCAUAAAUCUUGCCAAUGGCUGGGAAGUGGACAGAGAACUAGCGCGCAGAAUUCCUUGGUUUGCCGACCUUAUGCUAAAUAACCCAGAUUGGAGUGCGGUCUUCGCUCCUAAGGGAGUGCUACUAAAGUUGGGCGAAACAAUUCGCCGCACCAAUCUUUCUCGCACAUUACAAAAGAUAUCUAAAGAAGGCGCCCGCGGAUUUUACACAGGUCCAAUUGCGGACUCUAUCGUGCGUAAGGCACAGCUGGAAGGAGGGAUUAUCUCGCAUUCAGAUUUAGAACAUUAUUCCGUCAAAGUCGAACGUGCAUUAGAAGGAACUUAUCGCGAUAAGAAGGUUUAUACCACGCAUGCUCCAACUUCAGGUCCCGUACUUUUACACAUGCUGAACCUAGUGGAAAAGUAUGAAAUGAGAGAAAGAGAUGGCCUCAAUAUCCACAGGUUGUUGGAAAUCAUAAAAUUUGGAUUCGCCGCUCGCACCAAAGUCUGUGACCCUCGAUUUGGUAACAACACCGCACGAAUCAACGAAUUAUCAACGAAGGUCUACGCGGAUAUGAUCUUUAGGAAUAUCACUGAUGACUGCACACAUCCACCCGAGUAUUACAAUCCAGAAUUUGAUAUCAAGGUGGACCAUGGGACGAGUCAUACAUCAGUAGUCGACAAGAAUGGUAUGGCAGUUUCUUUGACUUCAACUGUCAAUCAGGUCUUUGGUUCCCGGGUUCUGGAUCCUGAGACAGGAAUAAUCUUAAAUGACGAAAUGGAUGAUUUUUCCACUCCGGGUCGACCCAAUGGAUUUGGACUGUGGCCUUCGCCUUUUAAUUAUCCAGAACCCGGGAAACGUCCACUUUCCUCGACGGUGCCGACAAUCAUUGAACACGCUGAUGGUUCAUUUUACCUUGCUAUUGGAGGCUCUGGGGGCUCGAAGAUAUUCCCUUCCGUUUUCCAGGUGAUCCUUAAUCUCGGUUGGGGACUUGAUAUCAGCCAAGCGAUUGAAUUUGGAAGGCUUCACGAUCAACUAUAUCCCCUCUUCGUUGAGGCAGACGACGUCUAUCCAACGGAUAUCCUCGAAGAUCUUGUGCAGCGUGGACAUAAUGUGACAGGUUGUGUCUCUGAAAAAAUCAAUUCCAAGGCUCUUUCGUACUGA